AUGUUUAUAUUAAAGGCCACAAAUGUGUUAUUCUUGGCCGCAAUAAUAAGCACACUUUACAAUUUAGGUGUUCAAGCCUUCCUUAGGAGAGGUAGGCUAAAUGGAAUGAUAAAUGUUUCUGGAUUAUCAUUUAUACCAAAUUAUACCAACAAGAAUAGCUUUUUAAGGAGUAAUGGAGUUUAUUCUUCCAGAAAUCCUGAACAAUUAAGUGACUCGGAUUUAAAUGGUGUGUACAGAGAUUUCCAUAGUACCGGAGUCAGCUCGACAGAUAUCGCUAAUAAUGGGUUCAUGGAUGAUUUUAAGAGUACCAGCAGUGAUAAUUUAACUGAUAUCGCAGGAAACGUUGGCCAACGGCAGCCAGUUCCAGACGGUAGUGAUGGUGAUGUUGCCAGGGAGGGAAAAGAGGUGUUAGUCUUUUCAGAUUUCACUGACCUUUAUAAGAAUUUACAUAACUCGAAUAGUUCGUUAAAACAAAUCUCAGAUAGCGCUACUGAUACACAAAAUAGCACCAUUGACACGCGGGAUGAGAGCACGUUUUAUCCCAUUGAAUACACUGAUCCACUGGAGCACAACGCACCAGACGCCGUGACGCACACUUUGGCCAGACGCAAAUACGAGAAAAGACUGUUUAAAAAACUGCCACAGAUCGUGGAUACUAGCCUAUUUCUAGUCAGAUCAAAGGCAUAUGUGAAAGGAAGAAUAGGCUCAAAGUGUGACCUGAGCGUGUUUGAUUCAAAUAGAGAGUCACUGGACGGACCGGAUCAGAAGCCAUUCGCUAGCAUUGGGACGGUACUCCCGGGAGUAUUCACAGGAUUACACACGCUGAAGCACACAAAAAAGCGCAUCAUCCGCGAACUGAAGGUGAAGCUGGACCUAUACGUUAAAACGCUAAGUUCACAGCUGAAGAACGUAAUUGAGUUCUAUAAGCAGCUGGUGAAGUACAUACACCCAUUUCAGUACAACCUGUUUAGAACAACAAUACACGACCUGUACGCAACAGGAGAGUCAAAGGUCGCAUUUGACGAUAUAUUGGAACGAAUGGGCGAGGCAAAGAAGCGUCUGGUCAGCAGAGGAAAGGAGAUCAACAGACAGUUAAACAGUACCGGGGGCGGCAACAGUAGCAUAAAGAGAUGCAGAGAAGCGUUCGACUUCGUUAAAGUUAACAUAUUCCAACUGGACGCACUGUACAGUAGCUUUCAAAGCCUAUACGAUCAAUACUCGGAAUACUAUAGAGUGUUGGCGAAGUUGCCAGUGGUAGACAUAGAGAAGCCGAUAGUGGCAAUAAUAGGCCACGUGAACAUAGGGAAGACGACGCUGUACAACAGGAUAUCGGAAAGCGCGAUGAAUUCUGGGACACACUUAACGGGUACCGGCGAGGUAGGAACGUCAUUGGGGCUGAUGUGGUCAAACCUAAAGGCCACAAACAAGCAAAAGGCAAAAGUGGCAGACUAUAAGUUCACCACGCGAGGAAUAAACAAAUGUACACUAACCUACGGCCUUAACAACUUCAUGUACGAAGGGCAGCUUAUCGACACGCCUGGGCUGCUUUGGCGCGAAGGACACACCAACUUUAACCCCUACGAGCGACUGACAUACUCCGUCUUAAAGGAUUUACCCAGCGGAGUUCUGUUCUGCUUUGAUACAAGUAAUUCACUUGACGAACAGAUUAGUUUAUACACAUCACUGAGAAAUAGGUUCCCACGCAGGCCAUGGCUUAACGUGGUUGUGAAAGGAAAUCAGGAAUUGAGUGGCCUGGUAAGAUUUUGUGAAAACGAUAAGUACGUAGGAGGAUGA
This is a messenger RNA of Theileria orientalis strain Shintoku, 1794 nucleotides long. RefSeq lists its product as uncharacterized. Gene Ontology annotation, biological process: ribosomal large subunit biogenesis. NCBI's taxonomy places the organism in Eukaryota, Apicomplexa, Aconoidasida, Piroplasmida, Theileriidae. Gene Ontology annotation, molecular function: RNA binding; GTP binding; GTPase activity. The record is from RefSeq and is a predicted model, not a curated record. Bases 1 to 1794 code for a protein of 597 amino acids. The transcript is spliced from 5 exons. Gene Ontology annotation, cellular component: nucleolus.